Molecule: messenger RNA, 975 nt
Organism: Neltuma alba
Lineage: Eukaryota; Viridiplantae; Streptophyta; Magnoliopsida; Fabales; Fabaceae
Exons: 2
Coding region: 20-787 (255 amino acids)
Source: RefSeq, a predicted model, not a curated record
UGCGCACAAACAGUGAAGGAUGGCGUCAUCGAAAGUGAGCUUGAAGUUGUUGAUCGACACAAAAGAAGAAAGAGUUCUCUUUGCCGAAGCUUCAAAAGAGUUCAUCGACUUUCUAUUCAGCUUGCUUCGCUUACCCCUUGCUACAGUGACCAGGCUGCUAACCAAAAAUGCCAUGGUUGGCUCCUUAGGCAAACUCUACGAAAGCGCAGAAAAUCUGAGCGACGUUUAUCUCAACAACCCAGAACAAGACAGGAACACUUUGCUGAAGCCAAGUGCUCCAUUAGAUCCUGGCUACCUUCUGCCUGCUGCAAAUGAUGAUGAUCGUCAUGAUACCAAUUCCUCAGGAACUACUCCAAAUCUCUACAUGUGUGGGAGCCGUUGCAAUUAUGCGGUGACUUAUGUUAAGGACACGAAGUGUCCACAUUGUUCAUGGGGCGUGAUGAGGGAUGCUGUACAAUUAGUAGGUAAUGAUACGAAGGCGACAGAAGUGAAAGAUUCAAGUGCGAAAGGCUUUGUGAAAGGAGUGGUCACUUACACUGUGAUGGAUGAUCUCGAAGUUCGUCCCAUGUCUACCAUUUCAACCAUCACUUUGAUCUCCAAGUUCAAAGUCAACGACAUUUCUUCCUUACAAGAAAGGGUUGUUGAGUUGGGAAUGGAAGAGGGUAUUAAAUUGCUGAAGGCUUCCCUGCAGUGCAAGAAUGUUUUGACAAGUGUUUUUCUCCAAAAAGACGACAUAAAAAAGCAAGGAAUUUCUCAAGACAUUGUAAUGGAAAGUGAGACUUGCUAGGUUCCUUUUGUUUCUGUGUUUCAUCGGUCUUCGUUUCUUUUCCUCUUUUUUGGUGGGUGACAUCUAUUUCAGUCUACUUUUGUACUAUUUUUGUUUGUUUUGCCUGAUACUUUUGUACUGUUAUGAACUUCUGGGAUGUUUUAUUUUUAUGGUUAAUCAGGCUGGUGAAAUUAAUUACUGUUGCCAAA